Molecule: messenger RNA, 2502 nt
Organism: Darwinula stevensoni
Lineage: Eukaryota; Metazoa; Arthropoda; Ostracoda; Podocopida; Darwinulidae
Source: the annotation of a GenBank genome assembly
UACACACGCUGAGGUGCAUUCUCUGUGUGGCCCGAGAGAGAGAGGGUGAAUGAAAGGAAUAUCGAUACCAGCGGUGAUGAAGCGCGUCGGGAAUAAGAAUGGUGGUGGGAAUGCCAGUACCGGUCUGGGUAGCAGUUGUUCCCCUGGAAGGCGAGUAUUACGAAGAAGUCCAAGCCCCAUCCCCAUCGCCUCGGGCUAUACCCCUCCCAGUUCCACCCCACCCCCGCCUCCACCCACUCACAGUUGGCAUUUCACUCGAAGGAGUCUCCAUGGGUUGGGAGGAAACUACGUGAGAGUGGGAAUGAUGGCCGGGGAGCACUUCCCUGGUGUUCACGGGACGCCUCCACCUUGCGCCCCACCUCCAAUCCCCACAGCUCCACCAGAUGCAUCCAUCCACACCAGCACUUCCGCCUCCGUUUCGGGCACCCGUUCUUCUUCUUCGUCGCCUUCGGUCGGAGGCCCCGAUGAGAGUUUCCACUCUCAAUACCAUGCCUACAAUAGCUUGCGGCGGAUGGACGCAUUUUGUCAUCAGAGGACCCUCACUGACGUCACUCUCGUUGCUGGUUCGAGGAGAAUUCAGGCCCAUCGAUUGGUGCUGGCAGCUGCAACUGACUACUUUGCUGCAAUGUUUGGAGGGGAUAUGAGGGAAGCCGGGCAAGGAGAAGUCACUUUGCAUGGGGUGGAUCCCGAUGCCCUUGCUACGCUCGUCCGAUAUUGCUAUACUGGGUCAUUGGAGCUAUGGGAGGAGAUGGUGGAGAAUUUGCUGGUUGCAGCCCGAGUCCUCCAAUUGACGGAAGUGGUCGAGGCGGCAUGUGGUUUCCUUAUGAGGCAACUUCAUCCUUCCAAUUGCCUAGGGAUCCUUGGAUUCGCCGAGACACAGGGUUGUCCCGAUCUCUUAAGAGUCGCUCACUACUUUGUUAUGAAUCAUUUUAUGGAAGUGAUAGAGAACCAGGAGUUCAUGAUGCUCCCUGCAGACGACCUGUCUCGUCUCCUUGCCUCCGAUGAUCUCAAUGUGCCUUCUGAAGAAGUUGUUUUCCAGGCUUUGAUGUCGUGGCUCCAACAUGACUUACCCAAUCGAAAGCAAGACAUCGGCAAGCUCCUUCGGUUCGUUCGUCUUCCUCUUGUUGCUCCCGAGUUCAUAGUGGAUCGGAUUGAGAGCAACAGUCAUUUGAGAGAGGAUAGGGAGUGUCAAGAGUUGAUUGUAGAGGCGUUGAAGUAUCAGGUCCUUCCAGAAAGACGUUCUUCCCUCCAGAACAGUAGAACUAGGCCGAGGAAGUCCACUGUCGGCUCCCUCUACGCAGUUGGAGGCAUGGAUGCCAACAAAGGGGCUUUCAACAUAGAACAGUAUGACUACCGGCUGAACACAUGGUCUAUUGUGGGCAUGAUGGCUGGACGACGACUCCAAUUUGGAGUGGCUGUUGUUGAAGACAAGUUAUUUGUGGUUGGAGGCCGUGAUGGACUGAAAACGUUGAAUACGGUGGAAUGCUAUGAUCCAGGGUCUCAGGUGUGGACUCCUGUCCAGCCUAUGUCCACUCAUAGACAUGGACUUGGAGUGGCUGUCUUAGAAGGUCCUCUCUAUGCUGUUGGAGGUCACGAUGGAUGGAGUUACCUGAGCACUGUGGAGCGAUGGGAUCCUGAAACAAGACAAUGGACCUAUGUCGCUCCCAUGUCUACCCAGAGGUCCACCGUUGGUGUUGCCAUCCUCAAUGGAAAGUUGUAUGCAGUUGGGGGUCGGGAUGGAAGUUCAUGCCUCAGGACAGUAGAGGUGUAUGACCCUCACAGGAACAAAUGGACCAUGUGUGCUCCAAUGUUGAAGAGGAGAGGUGGAGUUGGUGUUGGCUCUGUCAAUGGAUUCCUCUAUGCCAUUGGUGGACAUGAUGCCCCUGCUUCCAAUCCCUGUGCUUCUCGAUUCGACUGUGUUGAAAGGUAUGACCCAAAAACAGACACAUGGACACAGGUGGCAUCCAUGAGUGUUGGGAGAGAUGCAGUUGGUGUGGCUGUUUUGGGUGACAAGUUGUUUGCUGUUGGUGGAUAUGAUGGCCAGCAGUAUCUCAAUAUUGUAGAGUGCUAUGAUCCACUCACUAAUGAAUGGACCAAGGUGGGUUCUCUUGUUACUGGUAGAGCAGGUGCAUGCCUGGCUGUGAUGAGGCAUCAAGGCAUUACUUGAUACUCGAGGGAAGAGGCUGGACUGGCCUCCUUGUCCAUUGGACAGCCUUGCUGUAUCCUCCUCUGAUCUGAUACCUGGGACCAAAGAUUCCUAUUCCACUCUUACUUUUUCUCUCCUCAUCCCCCUUCUUGCCUUAUACCCUGACCAGAGAGUUCUCUUGUGAUAGGAAUUUGCCUUUGCCUCAGCUAUUGCAGAGAUUCCCAUUGAAAAAAAGAAUGGCUUAAGUCAAGAUUUUCUAGUAUCAUACCUCCUCCACAUUCCACCAUGAGAUCAUUUCACCUUCAUCUUCCCCCUUCAAAUUCAUCCUUUUCUGUGGAUCACUUUCAUUCCUCCAU